UGGUGUCUAGCAGCAGCUCUAGCUAUAGCAUGUAGUAUAUACACUAUAAAGACAUACAGUGUAUUGUGUUUUCUGUGUGCAUAAUAGUGUUUAUUAUUUGGUGAAGUGAUUUGUUUGUAGCUUACGACUUACUACGCAUACAAUGUAUAGUUAUACAAAGUGCUCUUAAGUUGAAACAGAAGUGCGCGUAAUAUUAUAAUGUCUCUAAUAACUUCGUGGGAAAAACUACAACAACAGAACUUGCAAGGUGAAGACUUUCAACGUAUAUAUGGUGAUCAUUUCCCCAUUGAAGUACGUCAGUUGCUAUCACCCUGGUUUGAAACUAAAGUUUGGGCUGACAUUGAUCCCGAUAAUUUAGAACACGAAAACUACAUUAAAGAUUUAUUUGUUUCUUUUGUGAAUGAAAUAGUAGCUAAAGCUAAUUCUAUGGUUACAAAUGACUUGUUUGUUAACAAAUUGAAAUUGAUUGACACUGCCAAGUUGUACAAAGAAAAAUAUUCACAAAAUCCAAAGGAAUUAAUCAGAAUUAUUAAGAAGUGUUUAGAAUCAGAAACAAUAUUGGCUCAACAAAAUAAUUCACUAAUGGAAAUAAACACGAAAUCAUCUCAAGAAAUGGAGAAUGUUGAAAUAAUGCAACAAAUGGAUUUGAUUAGCAAUCACAUUACACAUACAAAUGAAAUCCGCAUGAACAUUCAGUCUGAAAUUGAUUCUUUUAAUAUUUUGUAUGCAGAAUGUGCCAAAUGUACCCAACACUUGCAACACAUGAGAAACCAAAGAAUGAGUAUCCCUCAAGGUCCAGAAAUAGAACGUAAAUUAAAACAAGAAAAAGAGCUGUACGAAGGACAACUAAAAACACAGUCAUUGAGUCUCAACAACGCUCUUUGUAUUUACAUUAAUAAAUUAAACGAAUCUUUAAAUUUGCUCAGUCCCGUACAAAGUCAUAUAAUCGAUAAAGCUUUGAUUCAGUGGAAACGUGAACAGCAGUUAACUGGUAACGGAUACAAAUACAUCAAGGAUAUAGACGUCAUACAGAUAUGGUGUGAAAAGUUGUGUGAUUUGAUAUGGAUAACGCGCUCACAAAUUAAAGAAGCCGAUCGUUUCAGAGUAAAUUUGGGUCGUUAUUUUGAAUUACCCCAGUCAUGUGAGAUUAUAAAUUCUCUUCUAGACUUGACCACGCAACAUCUAGCAUCUUUAGUAUCCAGUACGUUCGUUAUAAUAACUCAACCUCCACAAGUUCUAAAGACUAAUACGAGAUUUGUGGCCGAAGUACGUUUACUGAUUGGAGGUAAACUGAAUAUCCACAUGACUUCUCCCGUGGUUAAAGUUUCUAUAGUAAGCGAAACACAAGCAAACCAAAUAAUUGGCAGAAACAAACCAGAUGGAGAGUCAUGUGGUGAAAUACUUAAUUGCUCAGGAAAAAUGGAGUACCAACCGGUACAGAGACAUCUUUCUACCAAUUUUCGGAGUAUGCAGCUAAAGAAAAUUAAGCGUACCGAGAAAAAAGGAACAGAAUCCGUUAUGGAUGAAAAGUUUUCAAUCUUAUUUUCUUCCAAGUUCUAUAUUGGCAAUGAACUUCAAUUUGAGGUAUGGAAUUUAUCUCUACCUGUUGUGGUCAUUGUACAUGGUAAUCAAGAUCCUCACGCUUGGGCUACUGUUACAUGGGACAAUGCUUUUGCUGAACCUGCUCGAGUUCCUUUUAGUGUCCCCGACAAAGUACCAUGGAGAAGUGUUGCAGAAGCGUUAAACAUGAAAUUUUUUGCUGCAACUGGCCGUGGCCUUUCCGAUGAAAGCUUAACAUUUUUGGCUGAAAAAGCUUUUAGAAUGCAAAACGUGGAUUUCAAUCAUAUGGUGUUGUCAUGGUCUCAAUUUUGCAAGGAACCAUUGCCACAAAGAAGUUUUACAUUUUGGGAAUGGUUUUAUGCUGUGAUGAAAAUAACAAGAGAACAUCUGAAAGGACCAUGGACUGAUGGAGCAAUUAUGGGAUUUAUAAGAAAAUCUGAUGCCGAAGAAAUGUUGACUAGAUAUGCUACUGGUACAUUUUUAUUACGUUUUUCGGAUUCAGAACUUGGCGGAUUAACUGUUGCCUGGGCUGGAUCAAACGAGUCUGACGCAUAUAGUUUGCAUCCCUUUUCAGCUAAAGAUUUAUCCAUAAGGAACUUAGCUGAUAGGCUUUUGGAUUUACCGUAUCUAACUAAAUUGUAUCCUGAUAUCGAUAAAAAUCAAGCAUUUGGAAAAUAUUAUACACAGCCGCCAAAUGUAAGUACACCUGUGACAAGUAAUGGAUAUUUGAAACCACUAUUGGUUACACAUGUACCUGGGUGGGGUGGACCAGGAACCAACGGACAAGGAAUGAACAGUUACCCUAAUACGCCACAAAAUCAUAUGUUCCAUGUAAACAGUCCAGGAAACUGUAGUAUUAGAGAAACGUCAUCUGUACACAGUGAACCAGUGAAUAAUAUGAUGGCAUUUGGCAAUGACUCCUUAGAAAUGGAUUUUCCUUCGAACUUAAAUGACAUAUCGCAUGUGGAUGAAGCGUUUUUUUAAUACAAAAUAAAACAACUAUUUAGAUGUGUUAAAUAUUAUUAGAUUAGGUAAACCAUUCGAUGUCAUAGUAAUAUUAGUGCAUACACUUAACUGCUUAUGUUAGUGAUCAACUAUUUUUAUCUUCUAUUAAAUGUUCUUUUUUUUCUAAUUUAUAUUAUUUUAAACGUUUGACAUUUAUUGUAUACUCGGUGUUAUGGGACACCCCAAUAUUUCGACCUGAGUGAUUUUUUCUUUUACAAUUUUUUAUUUCUAUUAUUAUUAUUAUUAUUAUUAUUAUAAUAAUUACUUUUUUUUUUUACCGCCAUAGAUUUAUUAUUUUAAAAACGCAUUUAUUAUUAUUAUUUUUGUAUAUUAUUAAACAUUUUUGUGAUCAUCAAGUCCUUAUGGUGCCUAGUAAACAAACUGCUUCGUUUCACUAUUUUACUUUUAUUAUAUUGAUUGUUUGAUAUUGAAUUUCCAUCAAUAUUGAUCAGGUUAUUCCUUAUAUUUGGUUUUGUACUUAAAUAUUAUAUCUAUGUUAGUCAUUUUUUUUUUAAAUUUUUUUUUAUUAAUAUUGUUGUGUACAGAUGAUCUAUCGAGUAUACUCACUUAACAUUUUGACAUUUCAAUUUAUGUAACUGUACUACAAAAAUCUAUUUAUACUUAUUAUUGAUUGCAUCUAUAAAAAAUUAAUGCAUACUAAAGUUUUUUAUAUUAGGUAUUUAAUGGAGAGUGAGUAUUCUUAUUAAUCACAUUGUGUUUUCCCAUAAUAAUUAUUGGAUCCCGUUAAAAUACAAAAUUAUAUCUACUUAUUGUAUCUUAAUGUUAAAC
This is a messenger RNA of Adelges cooleyi (spruce gall adelgid), 3354 nucleotides long. RefSeq names its product signal transducer and activator of transcription 5B-like. Gene Ontology annotation, biological process: defense response; cell surface receptor signaling pathway via JAK-STAT; regulation of cell population proliferation. The record is from RefSeq and is a predicted model, not a curated record. Bases 199 to 2544 code for a protein of 781 amino acids. Gene Ontology annotation, molecular function: RNA polymerase II cis-regulatory region sequence-specific DNA binding; DNA-binding transcription factor activity, RNA polymerase II-specific. The transcript has 17 exons. Lineage: Eukaryota; Metazoa; Arthropoda; Insecta; Hemiptera; Adelgidae.